This is a messenger RNA of Striga hermonthica, 1155 nucleotides long. Lineage: Eukaryota; Viridiplantae; Streptophyta; Magnoliopsida; Lamiales; Orobanchaceae. The record is from the annotation of a GenBank genome assembly.
AUGUGGCAGUUCUCUUCCGCCUGGAUUUCCUCUAGUAAUUUUAUGGCCAUGGCAGAAAGGGAUCAAUCGGGUUUGUCGAGUUGCUUAGGGCAGAGGAAUUUGAUUGCCGACUAUGGUGGGUCAUCGAUUUUCUUUGACAAGUGCCUUGGUUACACUGUCUCCUGUGUCUGCUCUGGUGUUGGGCGUAUGGGGGCUGUCGGCGGGGUUGCUUCGAUCUUCUUCGUUUGGUGGUUGUUGAUAGUAGUUUUAGGGAACCUAGGUGCAGCUUUUUGUGAAAUAUCGGCAAAAAUGUUGGAGCACUCUCCUAAGCAGCAGAAGGAGAGGGCUCUCCCGAAGCGAAUAAUCCUUGUCCGGCACGGCGAGAGUGCGGGGAACGUUGACGGAACCGCCUACGCCACCACCCCUGACAACAAAAUACCCCUUACUCCCCAAGGCGUUGACCAGGCCAAGCGCGCCGGAUCUCGGAUCUACGACGCCGUGAAUGACGGCGGCCGUGGUUGGAAGGUCUAUUUCUACGUAUCUCCCUACCUCAGGACUCGUUCUACGCUCCGGGAGAUCGGCCGAGCUUUCCCCAGAAACGUGGUCAUCGGCGCUAGGGAGGAAUGUCGUAUCAGAGAGCAGGACUUUGGCAAUUUUCAGAUCGCUCAGCGGAUGAAAGUGAUCAAGGAGACCAGAGAGCGCUUUGGAAGGUUCUUCUAUCGAUUUCCAGAAGGAGAGUCUGCUGCAGACGUUUACGAUCGGGUUUCCAGUUUUCUUGAAUCUCUAUGGAGGGACAUUGAUAUGAAUAGGCUACACCAUGAUCUGACAGACGAUCUUAAUCUGAUAAUUGUGUCACAUGGGCUUGCUAUUCGUGUUUUUCUAAUGAAAUGGUUUAAGUGGACUGUGGAACAGUUUGAGUUCUUGAAUAACCUUGGGAAUUGCGAGUUUCGAGUGAUGCAGCUGGGUAAUGGGGGAGAAUACAGUCUAGCAAUAAACCAUAGUGAUGAAGAAAUGCAAGAAUGGGGAUUGUCUCCUGACAUGAUAGCCGACCAAAAGUGGCGGGCCCAUGCUUCCAAGGGUGAGUGGUACGAAAAGUGUCCAUGGUAUCUCGACACCUUCUUUGACCAGUUUGCAGACUCCAGUGGUGAGGACGGUGAGGACUUGCAGCACUGCUAA